Ordospora colligata OC4 is the source of this 588-nucleotide messenger RNA. Its product is annotated as transcription factor E2F. Gene Ontology annotation, biological process: regulation of transcription by RNA polymerase II. The record is from RefSeq and is a predicted model, not a curated record. Gene Ontology annotation, molecular function: DNA-binding transcription factor activity, RNA polymerase II-specific; RNA polymerase II cis-regulatory region sequence-specific DNA binding; protein dimerization activity. The coding region runs from base 1 to 588 and encodes 195 amino acids. The transcript has a single exon. NCBI's taxonomy places the organism in Eukaryota, Fungi, Microsporidia, Ordosporidae. Gene Ontology annotation, cellular component: RNA polymerase II transcription regulator complex.
AUGACAAGGAAGCAGAUAUCGGAUAUUCUGUCUUCAGCAAGAUCAGAAAACUCUCUGUACAACCUUACAAAGAGAUUCCUGAAGCUUGUUGAUGCAUCACCAGAUCGUAAUGUAAACAUCCACCAGGCAUCUAUAGAUCUGAAUGUAGGUAAGAGGCGCAUAUAUGACAUUACAAAUGUGCUGGAAGGACUUGGACUGCUGAGCAAGUGGUCGGUGAGCAGUGCGAAGUGGAUCGGCGGAAACAUCAACAAGUAUAUCAGUGAGGAUGAAGAAGAAAACAGUGGAAGAAACAAUAAGAGCAAUAAGAAUGCAUCUAAUGAAAAGGAUCUGGAUGAUAUCCUGAAUGAUCUGAAUGAAGAAAUCUCUUUGCUUUCUGAAUCUGAAAAAAAUCUUGCAAAUGCAUAUGUUACAUACGCAGACCUUCAAGGACUUUCUUCAUUGAGUGACAGUCUUGUAUUUGCAGUAAAGGCGCCUUCUGAAACAACAAUGGAGUAUCCAAGGCUUGAAAAAGGCGUUUACAAGCUUAGACUAAGUUCUGAACAAGGUGCGAUCAGCAUAUUCUAUGUUUCUGACGAUAAGCGUGAUUGA